Messenger RNA from Linum trigynum, 2679 nucleotides. Lineage: Eukaryota; Viridiplantae; Streptophyta; Magnoliopsida; Malpighiales; Linaceae. The record is from the annotation of a GenBank genome assembly.
CAGAUGGGUAGCGGAAACUAACUACCCGUCCCCGAUCCGCCCCGUUGCCAACCCUAACUUUGAGAUCGUUUAUUGAUUUUGUUUUUAUGAAAUAUAAGUCUAGCCUCUCGACUCUUAGAGGCUAUGGUUAUUAGUUAUUACUUUAGCGUCCUUGAAUUCGGGCAAUGAGAUAUAGUUGGGCCCAUAAAAUUGUUAGGCCCAAUGAUCUCAUAACCGGAUCCAUAAAUAAAGCCCAUGGUUAGCUGGAGCCUUGGAGGAAACGGAAGGGCCCAAAGAAGAGUGCAAGGUGACCUAUUUUUGGCUUGUAGGAUCCUAGAAUUCUCAAAUCUGCCUUUCUAAAACCUUAACAAGACGCCUCCGUUUCCUCUGCUCUUCCAGAACUUUCUUCUUCUUCUGGUUGGCAAUGGUGGUUCAGGACAAGAAGCGGCUGUCCACGGGCAGAGGCGAAGACGCCGGGAUCCUAGCCAGGGCGACGCGAACCUUGUCAGAGUCGCGGAUCUUGGGCGCGUCGAAAGAAUUGGCGGGAGAGGCGACCUACGUUGCGAAGAGACUGGCGAAGAGCACCGGGAAGGCGGCGUGGAUCGCCGGGACGACUUUUCUCAUCUUGGUAGUUCCGCUCAUCAUAGAGAUGGAUCGGGAAGCGCAGCUCAGCGAGUUCGAGGCGCAGCAAUCCCACCUCCUCGGAGCUCCGCCGACUACGAUGGCCUGAGUGUGAUUUCUCUUGCAUCUUUCCCCUCCUCUGACCCGCCUCAUACAAGCUUGUCUCUGCAAAAAAGGGAAGAAGGUAUUUGGGUUUUCGAUUUACGGAAUUGCAAGCUAGGGUUUUUUUCUCAUGGAUGUUCAUCCAGCUUUUCUUUCUUUUUCCAGUACUCUGGAGAUGGUUUUAGGGUUUAUUGUUGUUGCACUUUGUUUAAGUUCUCGAUUCCAAUUGGGUGUUGCCUACUGUUGCUGUGAUGGGGUUUACUCCUUUCCCAUUAGAUAAAAACGAAAAAAGAUGAAUGCUUGAUUUCUGUGAAUUGCCUUUAGCUGAAUUGCAUUUCCCCCUGGUUGGCUUCUUCCCAAAACUUGAUGAAUGCCUCCUCUUAGUGACCAUUUUAUGCCCCUGGGUUCUUCUGUAGAGGGUUCGUUUCCAUGAAGAAUUCUGAUCUUCCAAAACUACUUUUUUUUCAUUGUCAUUCUUUGCUCUCUUGGUUUUUUCUUCAGUUAGCUUCUGACCUACGCCUCUCCAGCACCUUGGAUCGGUUUUACUUGGGUGGCAAACUAGCUUUGAUCUCUACAUUCCGGCCGUCUACUGAUUAGGGUUCGAGCAUCUUUCUGCGGAUUAUGUGCUAAAACCCUAAGAGGUCUUUAGCUUUUAUACAGAGGUUGGAUGAUGCUAAGAUAUGGAAGAAACAGAAUUGUUUAGGAGAUGGCAUCGAGAACAAGAUCUUACUAGGAAGCAGUCAGUCUUGUCACUUGUGUACGAGAGUGUCAGAGGGAGUACCUUUUGUCAUCUUUAGCAAACAAACAUCACUUUAACUAAAAAAAUGAAAAACACUCAAUUUCCCACACUCUCGAAUUCAUCGUUGACAUUCUCGAGUCGUAAUCGUUGGGAAUACGUCCGAAUCAUGAGUAGUGACUCCGACGAGGUAAAAAUCCGAUUUUUUUUCAAAAAAAACCUGAAACCCCUAAACCGAAGCCAAUUUUCGGUUGUACCAUGGCUUAACCUAAGGCAAUUUUCGGUUGUACCAUGUCUUCGGUUGAGCCAUGGUGCAACCGAAGAUGAUUUUCGGUUGGUCCAUGGUACAACCGAAAAUUGCCUUAGGUUGAGCCAUGGUACAACCGAAAAUUGGCUUCGUUGAGGGGUUUCGGAAUUUUUCUGGAUUUGUUUGGUUUAUAUCAAUAAUUUUCUAUUCUCUUACUACGAUUUAUGGUUCGGUCCAUAAGAUAAUUUGUUGGAUUUUGGUUUAUAUUUUUUUAGAUUUAUGGAAGGGGAGGGGUUGUUUGUUUUGUGUUUGAUUUUGAAAUUCAAAAUGGGCAAUUCGGUAAAUUACAUAUUAAGUUAGGACGAUGGUUAGAAAUUUUUAGAACGACCUUUAACCAUUCAGAAUUUAUAUGGAGUUGUGUAAUUUGAUGUGGUUUUAAUUUAACUUUCCACAAUUUAUAUCCAAACCGGUUGACCCCGAAAAAAAGAACUGAUGAACAUAUGUUGCUGGUAAUUGAUCGAAAUUGUUAUUCAGGAUUGGAUCAAUUACAAGUUUUAACAUUGUAAUUUAAAGGUGGUCUAUUAUAAUAAAACAUUUAUUCCGUGUCUAUUGGAAUCGAUACAAAAUAAUUAUUUAAAAAAUCAUAUACACUAUACCUCUACUUAACUCCUAAACCUAUAUUUUAUCCAGAACAAACUAGGUAGAUUUCUUAUUUGGAAUCAUACGGAAUAAUUUACAUGCCUUUUUAUAACCAUUUUGAUGAAUUGGCUGUGUAUUUUUUGGGUGGGUUUCGAAACCCUAGAAACUAGUUUGGUCAAUAAAAAUUGGGAGGGAUGUUGCCUGUAGAGUGUAGAUUGUAGUUACGUUUUGAUCCACAAAAACUAGGCCCGAACAAAGUGUUGUAGAAGCCCAAUUCAUACACACGGUAAAGGCCCAGUUAUGUAGGGUUACUUAAUUGUAUGGAAAAUAAGAAGAAGAAACAAAAAAUGCGCAU